Molecule: messenger RNA, 968 nt
Organism: Lytechinus pictus (painted urchin)
Lineage: Eukaryota; Metazoa; Echinodermata; Echinoidea; Temnopleuroida; Toxopneustidae
Product: COP9 signalosome complex subunit 3-like
Exons: 6
Coding region: 112-510 (132 amino acids)
Biological process (GO): ubiquitin-dependent protein catabolic process
Cellular component (GO): COP9 signalosome
Source: RefSeq, a predicted model, not a curated record
CCAUUAAGCCAGCUUUACCAAGAGAUUGCCAACUCCUACUCUACAAACAAUCCAUCAGAUGUGAGCAGUGUUCUAGAAAAGCAUUCUGAUCAGCUAAAUAGAGAUCAGAAUAUGGGACUUGGCAAGCAGGUUGUGUCAUCACUUUAUCGAAAGAACAUCCAGCGACUCACAAAAACCUUCCUCACAUUAUCUCUGAGUGAUAUUGCCAGGAGAGUUCACCUACACACAUCACAAGAGGCUGAACAGUAUGUCAGAAAUAUGAUUGAGGAUGGUGAGAUUCAUGCGACAAUCAGCAAACAGAAUGGAAUGGUUCAUUUCCAUGACAACCCAGAGAAAUAUGACAAUCCUGCAGUACUAAGGCAUGUUGAGCAACAGAUGCAACAUUGUAUCAGUCUAGAUGAGAAGUUAAAAAGUAUGGAUCAAGAGAUAGCCGUUAAUCCACAAUAUGUACAAAAGAGCAUGGGAGUACGAGAAGACGAUGAAGUGGGCGGAGUCUUUGGAGCGAAAUAGGACUGACUGUAUAGCUGAAUGUACAUACUCAUUGUUGAUUUGUUAACUGUAGGAAACAGGGGAGAGGGAACGGCAAAUUAUAUUUAUGUAUACUCUGUAUAAAAACACAUUUCUCUUCAAACAUGUCAUAAUGCAAGCCUGCUUGCUAUUGUUUCAUAUUGUACCGUUUGAAUUUGUCAAAAUACAUGUAUACAUAUGAACUUAUCAAGUGAUGCAAGAUUUCAUGGUACAGAGUACAAAUAUGCAUUCAUAAGACAUUGUAAAGACCUUUUCACAUUAGUUCAUGUAUUUGCUUAAUAUAUUGCUUGAUAUACUGAUCUGGGUGACUUGCCAGCCAUGCAAGAUGGCAUCCAUGUUUGUGAAAUUACUUUGUAUCAUGAUGAAACGGGGAUAAUGCUACAUUUAGGGGGUGUUUCUCUUUAAAUAUUAUUCAAACAAGAUGCAACAAACUUCAGUAA